UUUGAACCAUGUCUGAGGCCAAGUACGGAUCCAUCCACGGAAAUGCCCCCGGCACGAGAGCGGAAGGCAAGGGAGACCGACGCGCCUUGAUCUAUCGCACGACAACCGCCUUGUUGCUCGCUGGGAUACUCCUCUUUCAGCUCAACAUGGCAUGGACUCGUCCCCAUUCCGAGAACUCGUCAUCACGUCAAGACUUGUAUUCGCGCUCUGAACUUUCAUUCCUUGCAUUGAUUGACCGGGCAGCUGCCAAUGAUACCUCUUUCCCCCCUUCAAUGUCAACUGAAGCCUUGUUUCAUCGCUACGGAUUUGCCACGACAAUGUCCGUGACCACGCAUAUCAAAUUGACGCCUCAAUCGUACGAACUCCAUCUAGUCGAUGCAAAGCAGCCAUCCGACGUGUUGGCUACAUCCGUGCUCGUUCCCAGUCGACUGGACCGCUGCAGUAGACCACUCGACAUACUCGCGCCUGUUGUCCAUUUAGUAGAUUCAGCUGCACCGAUCAACUCGACCCUCGUUGGGAAUAUCGCCUUGGCUCCCUUGGGCUUACUUGCCGAGAACUGUCGCGCCAUUGCGUUGGCGGAAGCUCACAACAUGGCUAUGCUCUUGUUCUACGCGUCGGCUUCAAGCGAUAACGUCGACCACGGCAAUAUCUCCAUCUGCCCAUCCUACGAAGUCCCGCUCGACCUAACCCCUGGCUACGCAGCCACGGCUGGUGCCCCCCGCCUCAGCCUCGCCGCUGCGGAAGCCCUCCAAGGCCUGACACUUCCACUUGGUCACAUUGCCAGUGCAUCAGGGCUAGACAUCCUGACCCACUUACGAUCAUCAUCCAACGUGCUCUUACGCGUAUCUCGUCGAUGCAACCACCGCGUGCUCGCGCAGCAUCGCGUCCAUGCCACAGUGGAAGGCACGCACCCAACCAAGGACAUGGUCGUUCUCAGUACUACUACCUCGUCGUCAACGCCCCAGUCAGCCAAUUCCCCUUUGGCCAAAGUGUUGCCAGCAUUGCGAGCCCUCCUGAACACAGGGUGGACUCCAUAUCGAACGAUCCAGCUCGUGGCGUCAGACUUGGAGGGGGGCUUGUCAGCGGAUGGGGACGACAACCCCACGUUCCACGUCCACCUUGCACACACCGCACCAAGGACCAUGCCGACGGCGACGCAAUUGUUGCCGUUGCAUGACACCUUCACCCACAUGACGUGGCAUCACGUGGUUACGACGUCGUCCUCCCAUCUGCGACAGUCUAUCACUCCGAACAAGGAUAUUGGCAUUGUAGCCACCCAGAGCGCAGACAAGUUUCGGCAGACUGCGCGAAUCGACUUGUACGCACAUGAUGGAGCAACCACCACGACCAAUAAUCCACCGGACCUGUACAGUGUCAAGCUGUGGGCGACCUUGGGGCUCCGAGCCGCAACACAGCCUCUGUAUCGCUUGGCGUUGGUGGCCCCGCUGCGCUUGAUUACGUCAUCAGCGUCAUCAUUCUGCUCGUCGACAAAGCAUGCGUUGAUGCAGACCAGCAUCGAUGAGCUGGUGGCGGCGGCGGCCACUCAAGGCCGAGAAUUGGACGACAUGAGCGCAGGGGCGAUUCAGCUGUGGAAUGCCAAGUGGAUGGCAUUGGAGGCAUUGCUUGCCAAACACAACGAAGCGCCGAGUUCAUGCAUGGACGAUGCUGCUGCGGACAACAUGUCUGGCCUGGUCAAAGAAUUGGUGGCAUCGCUGCUGCACUGAGUUACAAAUGAUAUGUACGGUGAAGUGGUUGGUUCGCACGCAUUAUGAUUGUUGAUGGAUGCGCACAGUCAACUAAACACUGCAGUACAUCAUAUUAUUGUGCAUUUCGUGAUUCUUGGUUAACUGCGUUAAACCACCGACGCUAAUAAAAUAAAGCCGAUUGGAG
Aphanomyces astaci is the source of this 1890-nucleotide messenger RNA. RefSeq lists its product as hypothetical. The transcript is spliced from 4 exons. The record is from RefSeq and is a predicted model, not a curated record. The coding region runs from base 9 to 1724 and encodes 571 amino acids. NCBI's taxonomy places the organism in Eukaryota, Oomycota, Saprolegniomycetes, Saprolegniales, Verrucalvaceae.